CUAUGAUAGAAGAAGAAAAGAAAAAAAGUGUGUGUUUGUGAUACGUUUGCUUGUUGUGACUUGUGAGUAUCCAAAACUAACAGAAAAUUUCUACCUUGUCUCUCUCGCCUUCUCUCUCAAUUUCACACAUACAACAACACAUCGCACUCUUGUUUCUUCUUUCUUCUUCUCCAACCCACACAAAACCCUAUUUCCUGUUUCUUCAUUCCAUUCUCAGUCUUCUUCUUCUUCGAUUACUACGCCUUGGCGGUUAUUCAAUCAAACGUCGACGUUUCAAUCUCAUCCUCGUUCGUCUAUAGGAGAGGUGAAGCUUCAUCUUUGAGUGUUGUCUAGUGGUUUUGCACUUUUGCUGUUAGAGGAAAGCAUAGUCUGUUUUUUGGGGUUUAUCAAGGACCCUUUAAGGCAAUCAUUUGUUCUGGAACAGCAGGAGGCAUUUUAUCGAACAUCUUAUGUGCAAAUAGAUUUUGUAGAGUGAGGUUGGAGUUUUUGUAGUUGAGGGUUGUGACCGAGGCGAAGAUAAGCUUUGCUGUUGUUAUUAGCUGCUGGAGAAUAUUGGAUUGUGGGGUGAUUGAAUUUCGAAGUGAUAGUGCUGGUAUUUCCCCUUCGCGACAAUUUUGUGCGUAGGAGGCAGGUUGAAGCGAAGUGUGCGAGUUGAAGCGAGUAGUUUUGCGUGAAUUACAAGUGUUAUAGUGCGGCGCGGGGGUAGAGGUGGUGGAGAGGUGUGUGUGCUUUCCUUUUUAAAUUUGAUCAUGUCAAGUGUUUGUUAUGGAUAGAAGUGAACCUUCAUUAGUUCCACAAUGGUUGAGAAGUGCUGGAAGUGUUGCCGGGGCUGGCAGUUCAGCCCAACAUUUUGCUUCCUCGUCUAAUCACGCAGAUUCAUCUUCUGUAGCCAAUAACGCUAGGAAUAGGUCUUCUAGGAGCACUAGUGAUUUUGAUAGCUCGCGCUCUGGCUUUCUUGAACGGUCAUCCUCAUCAAAUUCUCGAAGGAGUUCUAUCAAUGGUUCUGCCAAGCAUGCCUACAGUAGUUUCAACAGAAGUCAUCGUGACAAGGACCGUGACAGAGAGAAAGAUAGAACCAAUUUUAUAGACCAUUGGGAUCGUGAUGGUUCUGACCCGUUGGCCAAUCUAUUUUCUGGAAGGAUGGAGAGGGAUACAUUGCGACGUUCUCAUUCAAUGGUUUCCAGGAAACAGGGUGAGGUUUUACCCCGUAGAGUUGCUGCGGACACAAAAUCUGGUGGUAGCAACAAUCAGAAUAAUGGCAGUGCUAUUCGUUCUGGGGGUAGUGUUGGUAGUAGCAUUCAGAAAGCUGUCUUUGACAAAGAUUUUCCUUCACUUGGGGCUGAAGAGAAGCAGGGAAUAGCUGAAAUAAGGAGGGUUUCAUCUCCUGUAUUGGGUACUACUGCGAGUCAAAGUUUACCUGUAAGUAGUUCGGCUUUGAUUGGAGGGGAGGGAUGGACAUCUGCACUAGCAGAGGUACCUUCUAUAAUUGGAAGCAGUAGUGCUGGCACUCUAUCAGCUCAGCAAACUCUUACUGCAACUUCGGGAUCUGUAGCGUCUAGUUCAACAGCUGGUCUUAAUAUGGCUGAGGCAUUGGCACAGACUCCGUCCCGAGCUCGUACUGCUCCCCAGGUGUCGGUGCAAACCCAGAGGCUUGAGGAACUGGCCAUCAAGCAGUCAAGACAGUUGAUUCCAGUAACCCCAUCAAUGCCUAAAGCUUCAGUUCUUAAUUCUUCUGAGAAAUUAAAGCCAAAAACAGCUGUCAGAAAUGCUGAUAUGAAUGUAGUUUCCAAGAGUGUACCACAGCAGCCCUCUGGAUUGCACAUUGCUGGUCAAUCUGUUCGCAGUGUAAAUGCCAAAGUUGAUACUCCGAAGACAUCUGGAAAGUUCACUGAUCUUAAAACAGUAGUUUGGGAAAAUGGUGCUUCCCCUAUCUCCAAGGACGUUUCAAGCCCAACAAACAGCAAAUCAGGGAAUCAGCAUGCUGUUACCUCUGCAGCUGCUUCUACACCUGUGAGGAACCCCAAUAACCUAAAAUCUUCCACUGAGCGGAAGCCGGCUUCUUCAGAUCUGAAACUAGGUUCACCCUUGGAUAAGAAACAUUCUUCUUCUCAAGUGCAGAGCCGAAAUGAUUUCUUCAAUCUCAUUAAGAAGAAAACGUUGAUGAACUCCUCUGCAGUUCUUCCAGAAUCUGGCCCAACGGUUUCCUCACCCUCAUUGGAGAAAUCUGGUGAAGUAAAUAUGGAAAUAGUUAGCCCUUCUGCAAGUCUUGAAUCUCUUGGAAAUGGUGCUGAACUGACUAGCAAUGGCAAUGCCCAUGAAGCGCUUUGCAGAACUUCUGAUAAUGAAGGAAAAGAUUCAGUUCUCUCUGCUACUAUAUAUCCAGAUGAGGAGGAAGCUGCAUUUCUUCGUUCUCUUGGCUGGGAGGAAAAUUCAGAUGAGGAUGAAGGUCUUACAGAAGAGGAGAUCAAUGCCUUCUAUCAGGAGUGUAAGAAUUUGGAUCCUUCCACAUUCAAACUAAGUCAGGGUAUGCAGCCAAAGCUGUCCAAGUUGUUCGAAUCUUAUGCAUCUAACCUGCGCGGAGCUUCUGCUGAAUUGAGUUCUUCUGGUCCCAGAUCUGAUGCUUGAUGUACUGUUUUUUCCAUCUAGUUAGAUCCAAGUUUCAAUUUUUGAUGGCAGAUGGCUAGUUCCAUUCCUUGUGUUCUGAAAGGCACAUGAUUUGGGGGUGAAAGAAGAGGGUUGGUUUUGAUUGGAACCUGCAUUUUGCCAAUAUUGCAAUAAGUUAGAGGUGCCUCAAUCCUGUCCCUUGUUUUUUUUAGUUAAAAAGUUUUAGGGUUGGUAGGGUAGGGGCGAUUUCUUGUAGUAGGCGCUGGGCAAUUGCAUCUUUUGGGGUAUUUUGAUCCGUUUCUUUUCUUUCAAGAAGAGGGUUUGAUUCUACAUGAUAAAGUUACUGAUGUUUUUGGUUAAUUUUACCAAGAAAAAAAGGAAAUUAAAAAUUUACUUUAAAUUUUA
Lotus japonicus is the source of this 3009-nucleotide messenger RNA. RefSeq lists its product as uncharacterized. The record is from RefSeq and is a predicted model, not a curated record. Lineage: Eukaryota; Viridiplantae; Streptophyta; Magnoliopsida; Fabales; Fabaceae. Bases 766 to 2625 code for a protein of 619 amino acids. The transcript is spliced from 6 exons.